AAAAAAAAUAAAAAGACAGAAAAGGGACACGACGCGUGAUUGCGCGUGGAGAAUUGGAUGGAUGGAUGGCGGGUCGAGGCUACCGAAAGCUUGUCGGCUCGUUGGUGGCUAUCUACGUCAACGCGCGCGUGACUUUUUGUUGAUGAUGCGAUAAGCUUCCCAAGGUAGAGGUAGCGCUGAUGCUGUCGAGUUGCAGGUUGAUGAUGAUGAUGGCGAUGAUGAUGGAUGGGCAACGGCAACCGUGGACAGAUGAUGGGAGGACGGGGCGGGUCACAAUGCGCAGAAGCUUGGACAAUGGAGAGGAUCCGUACUACUGGGCGGGAAGGGAAAGUAGUCGAAGGGAAGCUUUGCAGUUAACAAGUCCUUGUUUCUUCUGUCUUCGCGAAAGAGAGAAAUUAUUUGAAGGUGAGCGAGACUUGGUCCGAGCGUCGCCUGCCUUCUAUGGAACUCUAGUGAUGUCUUGCGGCUUGUCCGCGGGAGGAGCAAGGAGCCGAACGGAGCUGGGCGCGCUGUAUGGAGGGAUUAGCAAUGAAUGCCAUCCAUCGGCUCUACCUGGCCGGACGAAUGACACUCUGCCUUUGCUCGCUCCGUCAUCACCACCACCCUUACCCAGUCAGCAUGUACACUACGUACGGAGAGGAGAGAUAUAGACGUAUACAAGAACCCAUGUUUCCGCCCGCCACCUCCUCAUGCAUCAGGCCAGAUAUCCAUCAAGAUCCCACGACUCGAUGCCAACAACCAUCGUCCACCGCGACCUGACUGAGCGUGCCAAAACCACCCGGCACAUGUAUCCGCGAACCGAUGGGUGAGGAGGGUUGCUAGGUAACCGAAGAUGAUAC
Messenger RNA from Neurospora hispaniola, 839 nucleotides. RefSeq lists its product as uncharacterized. NCBI's taxonomy places the organism in Eukaryota, Fungi, Ascomycota, Sordariomycetes, Sordariales, Sordariaceae. The coding region runs from base 180 to 650 and encodes 156 amino acids. The record is from RefSeq and is a predicted model, not a curated record. The transcript has 2 exons.